AUGAUCGCCAAGGAAUAUGAGCCCUUUUCACUCGUGGAGGGUCAAGAAUUCAAGACGUUUCUCGCGAUGUUAAAUCCCGGAUACCAGCUUCCCAGCAGAAAGACCCUCUCGACGGUGCACAUUCCACAGAUGUACAAUAAGGUGCAUGAACAAGUAAAGAACGAACUUACGGGCAUCAGUUCGAUUUGCCUCACAACGGACGGCUGGACAUCGCUCUCCAAUCAGAGUUACAUCGCUCUCACUGCUAAUUUCAUCCACACCAAUGGCGCGCUCAGAGCUCGCCUUCUCGAUUGCUUUGCGUGGCAAAACCGCCACACUGCAGAAAACAUUGCCGCCGAACUCCGUCGAGUUGUUGUCGAAUGGGAAAUACAAGAAAAAGUUUGUGCCGUCGUCAGUGAUAAUGCGGCAAACAUCACAGCUGCGAUCCGCUUGCUGGGAUGGAAACAUUUUCCAUGCUUUGCACACACACUGAAUCUUAUAGUUCAAGCAGGAGUGAAGGAAAUUAGUGAGGUGCAAACUAAAGUAAAAAACAUAGUUACUUUCUUGAAACACAGUGCGCACGGCACGGCCAAGCUGGAAACGAUUCAACAACAAAUGGGCCUUGACCCCGUGAAGCUAAAGCAAGAUGUCGUUACGAGGUGGCACUGCACUUAUGAUAUGUUCACGAGAAUGCUGUAUGUUAGGGAUGCUGUGCUCUCAGCAAUUGUAAUACUUGAGGCGGACCUUCAUCCCUUAGUAUCAACGGAAUGGACAAUCCUCGAAAAGGCGUGCGAAAUCUUGAAGCCCUUUAAGGAGGUGACCGAAGAGAUGAGCAGCGAAAAGAACGUAACAAUCUCCAAGGUGAUUCUCUUGGCAAACGGACUAAUGCAGCAUAUCGACGAAGUAGAGAAGGAUGACCUCCCUAGGCAAUGUCGAAACAUGGCAAAGGCUAUGAAGGCUCAGGUUAAGCGCCGAUUUGAUAACAUUGAGGGUAACAGCAUGCUAGCAGAAGCUACGGUAUUUGAUCCUCGCUUCAAACAGUACGGUUUUUCAAAAAGAGCUUCGUAUGAAGCGUCGUACCGCUCGAUCAGCCAUCAUGUCAGCAGGGUAGAAACCGCGCAUUGCAACCCAGAAGAAGAGGAAACGCCACGAUCAGUGCCAGCCCAGAAGCCUCGUCUUCGCUGUGGAAGUCGUUAG
Molecule: messenger RNA, 1176 nt
Organism: Ornithodoros turicata
Lineage: Eukaryota; Metazoa; Arthropoda; Arachnida; Ixodida; Argasidae
Product: E3 SUMO-protein ligase ZBED1-like
Exons: 1
Coding region: 1-1176 (391 amino acids)
Source: RefSeq, a predicted model, not a curated record